AAAAAAUAGAAUCGGCACAACACAAUAAUCGUAUAGGAUUUCAACGCAAAAGAAGACUCCACUUCGUAAGCUACUUUGGGCAUAACAGACAAUGAUUACUUAAUCAUCUCCACUACUUGACCAAUCCACGUUUCUGUCACCUUAGACUUGGGUUUCCUUUUAAUUUUCUUUUUGCUCAAAUGAGAUUUUAUAGAUUAGCUACGCUCCAUUAGAGGAAGACUUGUUUACAAACAAUAACAAAGCCAACAUGGCUAACAAAUUGACAGCUACAAGCGCCAAACGAAGAACAUAAGAGCAGAAGAUAGGACUUUAGUUGACUUGAAAUAAGUUUGAGCAAAGUCUUCACUCGUAAAAUCUAUGGUCGGAUAUUAGAAUAGUCAAAGUCUUUCGUAAGCAAUUUUUUUUUUUCCCUUUGGAAAAUCUCCUAACCACCCGUAUUGGAGAAAGAUGUGUUAUCUUAUCUCCAAUGAUAUUUUUGACAAUAAAAACUUCUUCAGCUUCAGAAAUAUUCUCUUUCUAUCACCAUAGAGAAAUUGUGUGGCUUUUCAUUUUUCAUGUGAAUCGUAUCAGUCGAUGCAUAUGUGGGAGUGGUGGAAAUUAGAAACCAAAGAGGACCGACAGAUAACAAAUCAUAUAUGCCUUCGUCACUUGUAAAAUGCUUUUCACAUAAAACACUUCUUCAUCUUUAGCUUUCGUUUGUUGCUUACUCAAAGUUUUCUCUCUUUCUAUCGACAUGGGGAGUUGUAAUCCUAUCCAACUUACUGGUGGUGAUCUCAAUCGUAUCUUUAGAUUCUUAUGUGGCAAAGGUUAUAUUCGAAACCUCAAGGAGAAUCUCAGGGCUCUGAAGAGGGAAAUGGAUGAUCUCAAGGCAAUUGAAGCUGAGGUGAAGAACAAAGUAGCGAGAGAGGAGGCACAACAUCAACAAAGGCUUGAAGCUGUCAAGGUAUGGCUAACACGUGUCGAGAGCAUCGAUACACGAUUCAAUAAUCUGCUUAGUACUAGUCCUGUUGAGCUUAAGAAGUUAUGUCUCUGUGGUUUAUCUUCAAAAAGUGUAUGUUCCAGCUACAAAUAUGGGAAAAAGGUAUUCUUGUUGCUGAAAGAGGUUAAGAAACUCAAAUCGGAGGGUAAUUUUAAAGAGGUUACUGAGCCGGUUUUGAGAUCUGCAGUAGAAGAAAGGCCUACUGGGCCUACGAUUGGUCAGGAAACAAUGCUGGAAAAGGCAUGGAAGCGCCUUAUGGAAGAUGGAGUUGGAAUCAUGGGUUUGCACGGUAUGGGUGGUGUAGGCAAGACUACCCUUUUCAAGAAAAUCCACAAUAAGUUCACUGAAAUAGGUAGAUUUGAUGUUGUGAUCUGGGUUGUGGUGUCUCAAGGUGCAACUAUUUCAAAGCUUCAAGAUGAUAUUGCAAAAAACCUACACCUUUGCGACGGCGAGUGGAAGAACAAAAGUGAAAGUGACAAGGCAAUCAAUAUACACAGAGUUUUAAAAGGGAAGAGAUUUGUCCUGAUGUUAGAUGAUAUAUGGGAGAAAUUGGAUUUAGAAGCCAUUGGAGUUCCGUUUCCCACCAGAGAAAAUGGAUGCAAAGUAGCAUUCACCACUCGUUCUCGGGAAGUAUGUGGGCGGAUGGGAGAUCAUGAGCCGAUGAAAGUCGACUGUUUGGGACAAGAAGAAGCAUGGAAAUUGUUCAAAAGCAAAGUAGGAGACAAUACAUUAAGUAGAGAUCCUGCCAUUGUCGAGCUUGCCAAAAAGGUCGCUAAAGAAUGUUGUGGUCUGCCACUAGCGCUUGUUGUCAUUGGUGAGACAAUGUCAUCUCAAACUACGGUACAAGAAUGGGAGCUUGCAGUCGAUGUUUUGUCCAGAUCAGCUGCAGAGUUUUUUGACAUGGAAAACAAAAUUCUUCCGAUUCUGAAGUAUAGCUAUGAUAGCUUGGCGGGUGAACAUAUCAAGUCGUGUUUCCUCUAUUGUGCUCUGUUUCCGGAAGAUUAUGAGAUAGAUAAAGGAGAUUUGAUAAAAUAUUGGAUGUGCGAGGGAUUCAUCGGGGAACACCAAUCUUAUAAAAGGGCAGUGAAUAAGGGUUAUGAGGUACUUGGUACCCUUAUCCGCUCAAAUUUACUGACAGAACAGCCUGAUAGGAUAGGUCUUGUUGUGAUGCAUGACGUGGUUCGCGAAAUGGCUCUAUGGAUUGCAUCUGAGUCUUUUUUUGUUCAAGCAGGAGUCGGAUUACACGAAACGCCAAAAGUCAAGAAUUGGAGAGCUGUGAGAAGGAUGUCUUUAAUGAGGAAUGAGGUUAAAGAGAUAAAAUGCAGUUCCAAGUGUUCUGAACUUACAACUCUGCUCCUCCAGAAGAAUAAGUUGAAGAAUCUCUCAGGUGAAUUCAUCGGCUCUAUGCAAAAGCUAGUUGUUUUGGAUCUAUCACUUAAUCUCGCUUUCGAAAAACUUCCUAAGCAGAUAUCGAAGCUGGCCUCCUUGCAGUAUCUUAACUUGUGGGGCACAAGUAUAAAGCAACUGCCAGUUGGUUUCCAAGAGUUGAAAAAGCUAAUUCAUCUGGAUUUGAGUUAUACAUACAGUCUUCGUAGUAUCAGUGGGAUAUCAAAGCUGUCGAGUUUAAGAAUUUUGAAACUAAGAUUUUCUAAAGUUGAUGGAGAUGUUAGCAUGUUGGAGGAGCUGCAGCCCUUGGAGCAUCUACAAGUUCUAGAGAUAACGAUCUCUACCGAGUUGGGUUUGAAGCAUAUAUUAGGCGAUCCAAGGUUGGCUAACUGCAUCAAUUCUCUGGGUAUUCGAGGUUUUAAAGAAAAGCCAUUCAAUAUGUCAUCGCUGUUGAGUAUGGAGAAUCUUAGUGUGCUCCAUGUGGAUGGUAGUCAUGUGUCGGCGAUUGAUACAUAUAUUAAAUGCAGAGGAAGCAAGACCGACUCAUCUCAUUUACACAAUCCAACAAGUCCAUGCUUUACCAACCUCUCCGUCGUGACAAUUUAUAGCUGUCAUGGCAUUAAGGAUCUGACUUGGCUAUUGCUUUCUCCAAAUCUUACUCGGCUAAGGAUUUCACGUUCAGAAGAAGUAGAAGAAAUCAUAAACAAAGAGAAAGCAACCAAUCUUGCUCGUAUUACACCAUUUCAGAAACUAGAAUACUUAUUCCUGGACAAUCUGCCUGAGCUGGAGAGUAUCUACUGGAGUCCUCUCCCCUUUCCAUCAUUGCGGGACAUAGAAGUCGAUUAUUGUCCAAAGCUGAGAAAGCUUCCCUUUGAUGCUACAAGUGUCCCACGACUUGACGGGUUUGGAAUAUCUAUGGUUCCUGAAGAACAGAAAACUGAGCUUGAAUGGGAGGAUGAAGAUACUAAACAUCGUUUCCUGCCUUUAUUCGCUCGGUGAGAUAUUAGGACUAACCAUCCCUCAAUUUGGAUUGGAAUUCCUCACUGUGAUAAACCAGAAUCCACGCUUCUUCUUCUGCUUUCUCUUUCUUCCUCAAAGUAUGAUGUGUUCUUCAUUUGGAUUGUAUUAUUGUUUUUCCUAUCAUCCUAUGCAGUCUCAUACCUCUCUGCAGUGUGUUGUGUUGUUAAAUUGGAUUUUCUUUUUCAUUUUUCUAUGUAAUAAGUUAAGGUGGAUUACUUCCUUCUCAAGCUACAUGUAUUUAUAUAAUCAACAGUUUUUAUGCUUUUACGUGAAAGGAUAUAUCAUAAAAGUAUGUGAUGCCUCUGAA
Molecule: messenger RNA, 3692 nt
Organism: Eutrema salsugineum
Lineage: Eukaryota; Viridiplantae; Streptophyta; Magnoliopsida; Brassicales; Brassicaceae
Product: probable disease resistance protein At1g61180
Exons: 2
Coding region: 734-3364 (876 amino acids)
Molecular function (GO): protein binding; ADP binding
Source: RefSeq, a predicted model, not a curated record